This is a messenger RNA of Bacillus rossius redtenbacheri, 16078 nucleotides long. RefSeq lists its product as uncharacterized. Lineage: Eukaryota; Metazoa; Arthropoda; Insecta; Phasmatodea; Bacillidae. The record is from RefSeq and is a predicted model, not a curated record. The transcript is spliced from 2 exons. Bases 375 to 4124 code for a protein of 1249 amino acids.
AUAGUGGAGUUGUGGAAUUGUGUUUGUAUGUGUUUAUGGAUUGGAUGAUGUGUGAAUGGUGGUGGUUAUUUAAUGAAAUAACUUUGUGUGGAUUACGAAAUGCCUGUAAUUGAUUGUGAAAAUGUCGUGUAAAAUACUGUAUUUAUUUUAGUGUGUUUUUGUGUGCAUAAUCUUUUAUCAGUUUCGGAUAAAAACUAUUGUUCAUUAAAGUACCAUAGAAUGCACGAUUAUUAAUGACAUGUUUCGUAUUAGACAUUCGAAAGCCAUAUUUCUGUUCUGCUGGACUAAAUUUUAUUGAGUUUGAAAUUAAAUGUACAUCAAAACUUUUCAUGUUUGAUUGGUGUUAGUGUUAUUUGAAUUAUUGGAUUUUCAAAAUGGAGUUGGGAAACAAACCAAUUUGUUGCCCUGUGUGUACACUAUACAUGCGAGAAGGUGUUACGUUGCAGAGCCAUCUCGACACACAUCCUAAAGAAAAAGUAAUUGAAGCAUUAGUUAAAUUUUCAUGUCUAAAAGAAAGUGAUGUUCAAGAAACACCAGAUUUUUUGAGAAAUGUUCAGUCUGCAUUACCAUCAGCUUCUAGAGCUGCAACUUCUCAGUGCAUUACCAGCAGUGGAGGUAAUUGUUUAUCACCUGGACGAAGCAGUGUGUCAACUAAUAUAAAUUACCAACAAUUUUUAAGCAACGAGGGAACCUGUGGUUCUACUGUUUUACCACAGCAACAUAUUCCAGUAUCCACUCUUCUGAGUGGUUCAGAAGUCAGUUGUGGCUCUUCAGCACCAUAUAACCCUUUUUUACUUCAACAGCAGCACAUUCAGAUAAUAACUGCCAAAACAUCUAGUGGAACACAACCUAUUGUGCAUCAUCGUGUGCCAGCAGCAUAUUCAAAGCAGUUCCCACAUGUAACAACUUCAGUGUCUAGUCCUGUUGCCUUUCAAGCUACUUCAUUUACGCAUUCUCCCUCUCCUACACCAACACCUUUCACAAGCCAGGCUAGGUUCCCACCAUCAGUAAAUCCCAUUGGUCGGACUUCAAGUCCACCCAUCAAAGUAUAUUCAGAUGCUGUAACAAGCUUCGCAGAAGUUUUCCCAGAUUCAUUCUCUCAGUCGACCUUGUUAUCUGCCCAUAAAACUCACAAGCAACUUAAAACAAUGCAAGAUAACUCAAAUAUCAAUUUAAAUACUCAAACAGUGAAUAAAAAUUCUUGUAGAAACACCCUGUCUAAAAAUAACAGUAUAGAAGUUAAUGAAAAAGUACAUAUGUCUGUUUGCAGUAAGAAUUCCAAAGGAAUAAACUGUGGCACAGAAAUUAUUGAAAGAUCACAAAUUUCAAAUGACGUUCGGAAUUCUAUAUCAAGAAAUAACAGCACUGAUAGUAAUGAAAGGAUUCAAAUUUCAGAACAUGUUUUUGGUGAACAUUUACUGAUGUCUUUGGCUAAUGAUAAGGUACGUGAUGCUUCAGGUAAAGAAAUUGCAGUGGAAAUUUUGGAGUUCACUGAUAAGCCGGAACAUGUCCUUACUAGUUGUGAUGGGAUUCUGGACAAGAUUAAAUUAUGUGGUGUAGGAAACAAAUUACCCAGGCUUGGAGUGUCAGAUGUGAACAUUCAGGACCAGCCUGAAGUACCAGCAACCAAAGAAACAGUUCAUCAGGCUAGUACAGAAGCAAAUCAAGACAUUGUACUUGAUUGUUCAUAUAGAGGUACGCACGAAGAUUGUUUAGAAAACAGUGAGCUAGUUCAUUCUGACUGUGAUACAUUAAAUGUGUUUCAACCAUCAAGUCCAGAAAGCCUGUUGAGAGUUAGGAAUGAUCUGAGCUGUUCUGUCAAAAGUUUUCCAAGUGCUUCAUGUAGCAGUUCAUUUCAGUUACAAGGCAUUGAAGAGGAACGUCAGCAUCAAGAGGAACAUUUGGAGGAUCCGGAACUCAUGAUGGUUGCGAGUUCUCCUGGAUGUAUCAUACAGGUUUUCUCAACGCAAGAUGAGUACAUCACAUCGGAUAACAUCAACGGAGGUAAGGAAAGGUUCUUGCAACUGGGAAAAAUGUCGUCGGAAGCAAAAGAUGGUUUCGCAAAGUUGACGUCAGAUUGCAACGUGGCGAGUGAGAGCACUUCUGGAAACGUAAAUGUGAUCACGUUUGACUGUGUGGGCGUCCCGGCGGACGUGGGGGGCUCGCCCGGGCGGGCGGGCUACCACACGGACAGCAGCAGCAGCGACUCGCACGUCAUCACGGAGCUGACGGCCGUCCCGCCCGAGGACCUGCGAGCGGAGCCGGACGUGACCACGAUGGACAUCCAGACGGACGAGAUGAUGCCCCCCAAGGGGGAGCUCUCCGAGCAAGAGAGUGUCGGUGGGAACGACAGCUCUCUCUGGGCCCCAGUCACAAGAGUGGGUGAUGAUGUGUGUGCUUCGUAUGACCUUCUGGCGAGGGAGAGCUGGGAGGCAUCUGAUGGUUCAGACGGUGAAGGAAAUGAAAUUUUCUCACCCAGCAUAUCCGAGAAAUUGCACAUAGAGAGAACUGGCAGCGAAGCGAAGGUCAGCAAGAGCUCGUCUUCCCGGGCAGCUAGGAAACCAAAAGCGCCAGAGGUUGCCAAAACGUAUUUGUGCAUAACGUGCGACAAGAUAUUCAACUGCCCCAAGGAGCGACGGGUCCACCAGCGGCUGACUCACCACGGUGAGGGCGGUAGCAGGGUCAGGACCGUUCCAAAAAGAACGUGCAGCAAGAAGUGGGAAGGCGAGACAAAAUCCAAGACCGUCAAAAGUGAGAAAAAAGAUGUUGAAAACAAAAUCCUUUCGGAGGAUUCUGACUUUACGAAAUUCGAGGAGGUUUUUAUUGUUAAGACUGAGGCGAGAGACGAGAGGGACGAAGAGGAAGCUGGUGAAGUCCAUAGAGCAAACUCUUGCAAGUCCGAAACUCAACCGGCAAUAAAGAGUAGUGAAGGGAAAAGUUGUGUUGAUUCAAAGGGCAUACUUAUAAAAGAAUCACAUCAAUGCUCAUUGUGUGAGAAAAUGUUUGCCACAUUGAAGCUGUUACGAACUCAUACCCGGAACUCACAUUUCACUGAUAAAAUGAUAAAACUUACUUGUAGGAUUUGUAGCAAAAGAUUUGUGAACGAAACUUUGAUGCAAGCUCAUUUUAAAAUUCACCCUUUAGAAUGUACACAGUGCGGAAAAUAUUUUUAUAGGCGACAAAAUUUUAAACUGCACCUUAAGCGCCAUCUAAAAAUUAGACCAUAUCGGUGCGAUAUCUGUGAUAAGUCGUUUGUUACCAGGCAGAAGCUAGGAGAACACACAAACAUUCAUACGGGAAAUAGUCCGUUCAAGUGUUCCCUUUGUGAUGAAACAUUUAGACGAUACAGCAAUUUGAUCGGGCAUAGAAACAGGUGUCACCUUAAAAUUAAAAGGAAAGUCAAAGAUUACGUAUGUCAUUGUGGUGAAAUUUUUCACACCAAGAAAAAAUUAGAGUGGCACAAAGAAACUCACGACACGAAACCCAAGUCAUGCUUGUGUUGCAGCGAAAAGUACGUGCACGAGACGAGUCUGACCAGGCACAUCCGCAAGGCUCACGACGGUUCGUACAUGUCGAAGCGCAGCCCCGACGGCAAGCAGGAGCCGUGCAGCGUCUGCAACGGCAUGCUGCUCAAGUCGUCCCUCCCCACGCACAUGCGCAUCCACACGGGCCUGAAGCCCUACGCCUGCCCCGUGUGCAGCAAGCAGUUCACCACCAAGUGGAACCUGAGCCUCCACCGGUGGACGCACGCCUCGCGCAGCUCCAAGCCCUUCAAGUGCUCCCUGUGCAAGAGCGCGUUCUUCCGCCAGAACGACUACAAGUCGCACAUGCACGCGCACCGCAACGUGCGGCCGUACACGUGCAACCACUGCGGCUGCCAGUUCAUCCGCAAGUACAACUGCCAGCGCCACGUGCGCGAGCACGAGCGCAACAAGGCCUUCUCGUGCACCCUGUGCGGCAAGCUGUUCCACCGCAAGUACUACCUCACGGAACACAUGCGCGUGCACAGCGGGACGCGGCCCUUCGCGUGCCACAUAUGUGGCAAGGCCUCCAGCACCAAGUCCAACCACAACAAGCACGUGAGGAUACACCAUGCCCGCGAGCCCGUCAACACCGAGGGCUAGGUCGCCGCCCGACCUGUACUCCUUCCUGGCUGUUGUUUCCGAGUCCGCCCACUUGGUCUGGCUGUUGUGCCGAGGGGCCCGGCCGAGGAGGGACUGUCCCGACGAAAGGUAAUGGCAAGCCACCGUGGAAUUACGCUGCCUCGGCAAGCAUAGGGACGUCACGGCUGUCACCACUGUUGCGUUGCCUGUGACCACGGCACCCGGUAACGUGUAAAACUACUCAUUAUCAUUGUUUCUGUAAGUGAGCUGCUUGCAUGUCCAGAGAUUAAGAGGAUGGAAUUACGUACCACACAAAAGACAACCUGAGAAAAAGGGAAGUAUUUUGAUGUUCUUUCAUUGUUAAAUCUUUUUUGUUUCAGUUUUUAAUGUGUUAUAUCGUAUCGCACUAUACGACAAUUUGGUGUAUUGUUCAGUAUGCCUCACUGGUUGUGCCAAGAGGUACUGGUUUUGAUUCUCAGCUGGGUUUGAAAUUUUUUAUCACUUUCAGAAAUUUACUUCCCGGGUUCAGGACUGGUAUAUUUCUGUCACCCCCAUACCAUAGAAAGUAAUAUAUUUAUGUCACCUCCAUACCACAGAAAGUAAUAGAAAGCUGUUGUACCACUUUUUUUUUAUUUGCUGUAUGCUGUGCAAGUUUUUUUUGUGAAAGAUCUUGAGUGUUCUGUUAAAUAUUUCCAUACAACACUGAAGCAUGCCAUAAUUCAUUCUUCAUGGCAUGUACUGUCCAUAUAUAUAUUUUUUUGUUUUUGUACUGUUGGGUAUCAUGUAAAUAUAGCUUAUCUCUAAUUUGAAACACUGAAGAGAAAAUAUAAUGAAACUGAAUGUAAGCAGACUUUUGACUGUAUAACAUGUGCUUUAUAUGCGAAAAGCACAUGCGUGACUGCUGAGUUCUUGAUCAGGUGUUAAGUUUCGGAUUUCAAUUGGAACUGCACUUGUAGGUAACCCAGAUAAUUGCAGGGUCACUACACAAAUCUGUAAUACAAUUUCCCUGGCUGUAAUUUCAAAUUUCCUUUGAUUAAUAUUUAAAAAUAAUUUAUCAGUUAGAAAUUUUCUUAUAGAAAUAAAUAAAAUCCAGCCUGCACCGUCCCACAUAAGCAGCCUAUUUUUCUCUCUAUGUAUUUUCUUUAUUUCAAACAAAAUGUUGCCUAUGCCAUUUUAUAGCAUGUAUGACUAUGCACUAAAACACAAUCUAAAAAUCAAAAAUUGCUUCCACAUUCUGGGUAGUAGCAGACUGGAGCAUGUUUUACCCUCAAAUUACCAUCACUGGGGAAUUUUCAUGAUUUCAAAUAAAUUUCCUUACUUUCCAUAAUGUGGAUAUCCUGCAUUGUUAAAAUGUUUUGUCAUAUAAUACUUUGUGAUGAAGCAAUCUAUUUAGGUGGUUUUAAUAUUACUGUUAUUUUUGCUUCCCCAAUGAGAUUUUGAUAAGUUCAUUCAGGAAAAGUCAGAAAAUCUGAUGGUAAAUUUUUAGUGGGAUCUCUGAGUGCUGUUAUAGUAGUGGAAGAAUAAUUUUGUAAGCAAACCUGCAACCAACUUCUCAUUGUGUGGCAAAUGACUGAAAUUAUUCCUUUUGAAGAGACACUUUUUGGGUCUUCGUACCAUGAAAAAUGGCGUCCUCCAUUGUUGCAUAGCUAGCCAACCUCCACAUUGAGAUAAUUUAUUCAAGAUCACAAGUGCUACAUUUUGUUUCAGAAAGACAUAUUGUAUCAAAAGCUUGAUAUGAUUGUAGUGGAUAAACAUUUGCAUGAUUUUUUCACUAUUGGAAAAUUUGAGAAAAACAUGAACUGCAAGAUAGCAAUCAUGAUAAAUUUACAGGAAAAGCCCUCAAAUAAUAGUAAUGACAAUAAAAGGAGAUAACCAAUAUGGUAUGUGAGACCAAGCCUUAACAUUUUAAAUAAAGUUUCCCCUCGUUUAAGGUUGAAGCCUCCCAAUAGUUCAAGUCAUGGUCAACAAAUAUAAUCUGUGCUCAAAAUCUGGUAAGCAAUACUUUAGGUUUGAUGAACUAUUUAAGGGAACAAAUGUACCAAAAUUUUACUAAAACAGUAAAAAAAAAUAUGAUUCUUAAACUAGAGUUCAUGUUAAAUUCAUCCAUGGAUAAAUUUGUAUUUAAAGAAACUGAGGACCAAGAGAGCUUCUUGGAUUUGAGCAAAUACAGUAAUAUUUUUUGUUAGGCACCAUACAAUUUUUACAAUUGUUUACAAGUAAAAUUGUACCUUUUAUAGUACAUGCUUGAUCACAGAUUGUUUUAAUCUGUCCUUAAUUUUACAAAAUAGAUUUAAUGUAGUUAUAUAGUAGUAAACAACUACAAAUACACUUUUCUUGUUCUACAGCCAUUUUCACAAAGUCUUAAGGAAAAAUUUUACACUUUUUAUUCACUGCAUCAUAAUUCAGCAUUAUUAUUUUAUUUACUUAUUCCCCUUUAUAGCGAUUGACAGUUAUUAAUAUUUUUUUUUACCAAGAUCCUAAAUUUAAGAAAUGACAAUUGGUACCUUAUUUUAUAACUGUGUUCAACUUGGAAAUAAAAAAAAAUAUAUUCAACUAUUUGGCUACCAUGACUUUUGACAACACAUGUUUUUUGAAAUGUUGCUAUAGAUCAGUUUUAGUAGCCACCAAUGAUAUUGUGUAUAUUUUAUUGACACUGCUUGGCAGAUCAUGUGUGUCACAAAACUUAUAUAAAUAUAUUCACAGUGUAAUGGUAGUGAUGUUAAUUUUACAGCAGUACACAAGUCAGCAAAUCAAAUUUUUUAUGAAGUCCCAUAAUUAUACUCUGCUGUGUAGAAUUUUACUGUCAAAUCUUGUUAAAUCAUAUUCCUGGUGACAGUGGUGAAUAUGAGAAAAUGUUUAAUCAGUAUUUUUUUUAAUAUUGGCGAACAUAUAGCAUGUUAUGUUUAUUAAGUUCUUAAAAUGUUCCAGGAGUUUAUAGAAGUUUCCAAAACAUUUCCAGAAGAAAUAGGUACUUCAAAAUCUACCUACACAUCUAGGCUGUGCCGAAAGGGAUUUUUUAACAAAGUAAUCAAUGAAAAUGGCAAUGAAAGUGGUUACAUCAUGACAAAAGUUAUUUUUCUUUAUAUGCAUCUUGAUUACAUGUCAGAGCUUUAUUGUAAACAUUGGAAUUUCAAAGUGAGCUGCUUAAAGCAUUUAAAUUUUCUGCUAAAAUUUUUAAAUAAUAUUUGGAAAUGCAAUUAAUUAUAAAUUAAGGGAAGUCAAGAGAUAGUCAUAUUAGAAUAUGGCUAAAUUUUUGAAAUAAUAAUCUAACAAUGCUGCCCUUUAUUCUCGUAAGGCUCUUUCACACACUAUGCUGAUUAUCCCAUUUUAUUGUCAUUAAUAUUAAUUAAGGGGUGUUCCUGUAAAUAUAUCACAAUAGUUGUUUUUAAAUCAACUAUGUUACAACAUUUGUUGUUAAAUCAUAAAUUUUGUCACCAGACAUUUACUGAAUGGUAUUCUUGAACGGUUAAAUGUGACACUAUUGUGUGACUUUUUACUGCUAUGAUACACUUAGAUAAUUAUUAGGUGUCAAAAGAUGUAAUGGAACAUAAAAUAAAAUAAAAUAAAAUAAAAUAAAGCUACAGUGAUAAAUUAACAAUAAAAGCCCUUAAAUGAUAUAAAUGGCAAGAAAACAAAAUAACUAAUGUGACCACUAGAAUGUGUCUCAAGAAACCAAGCAGUACAGUCUAAGCACUCUUAAAUUCUUCAUAAUUAAUGAAACUCAAAAUAAAAGUUUCUAUGUUUUAGUGUUUAUUUCAAUACAUCAGAUUUAAUCAACAUUAAUUAUAUCUUAUAACAUAACAUUUGCAAGGUUUUUUUGUUGUGCUGAAAACUUUUCCACAUGUCACUUUAACAGUAUUUUUGGCCUCAAAUUUUAACCGGGAUUUAUUGUAUUAAAUUAUCAGUUCUCAAUUACAAAUAAAUCCAGUACUAAAUUGUGUUUGGAAAAUGUGCGUGUAGCUUUCUGCUGUGUUUGUGUUGGUUUGCUUAUAACCUGGGAACUUUUGCGGUCAUCUCAAAAAACAUUCAGUUCACUACCUGGCGUGAGAUAGCACUGUAAGAUGUUUGAUAUACUUGUUUUUAAGAUAAUUUACUAAGCGUAUUCACAAUCCUUUUCCUACGAAAAGAAAAACAAUAUUCACGUUACAUGUGAGUGGCAAGCAACCCAGUCAAGCCUCUUAGCAGACAAAAGUGACUCGAUUGUGCACAGAAGUGAAGAGUCAAUUCUACGAACUUUCCCAGUUCACAAGUAGAGGAAUAAUUUAUCUUAGAGGACAUUAGUAACAAUUUUUUGUAAAGCACUCAGCUUUCCUGUCCCUGAUAAAAUCGUUUUCAGUCUAAUUAUGCAGAAAACUACACAUUUAAUCAAACAAUUACUUUCACAAUUUGGCAAUAUUUGCAGGAUGCUGUAUUUUUAGUAAGUGAAAUAAUAAUUAAAUUUUGUGCACCUUAGUCAAAAGUAAUAUUGAAUUUCAAGUAUGUGAUAUAAUCACAUAGCUUGUUAUUACAAUAAAUUUGUUCUGCAUGAAGCAUUAUUAUCAUCAUCAUCAUCAUCAUCAUCAUCAUCAUCAUCAUCAUCAUCAUCAUCAUCAUAUUAUAUUCCAUACUUUGCUCCUAUACAGUAAUUUGUUAACAUUCUUGUGCCAGAUUUCAUUUCAUGACAGUUUUUGAAGAUACAUUUAUUAAUUGGAUUAUUGUUUGAGGCAACUUUAUCUGUCUCGUAACAGGUGUUUUAGUGGAAAAUGGGACAAGAUAGAAAGUUAUUUCCUCAGAAUAUUUAUUGCUUUGACCCAACCCUGAGAAUUUUGUUUAAAAUUUCGUAGAAUUAUUUAGAAGGUGUACGUAUUCCAUGUAUGUGAUAUAAAAACUGCAAAUUUUUAAGUUAAACAAGCAUGUGUGUAAUAGAAUAUGAAUUAACUUAUAUUUUUUUUUCUUAGUGAUUACUGACUAGACAAGAUUCAAUGGUUUUUACUUUAGCACAAUUUAGUUUUUGAAAUGUAAGAUUUUGGUCUUACUGGUUUAUUAUUUAACAGUGAACUUAAAAUAUCACUUAAUACUUUUUUCUAACAAACCACAUUUUACUUGGAACAGAAAAUAGAUCAGCAAAUAUUUUUUUCCAAUUGCAUAUCAGAAAAGAAAGCUUGAGGUAAGAAGUGCAUCGUCAAUUGGGGAACAUAAUUUAAUUUUACAAUGUACUCUGUCUGAAUAUUUUGUUAUUACCUACAUACUAAAAUAAUAAGGGUCAUUAAAUUUUGAUGAAUUAAUUAAGAAACAUUUUAGUGAUAUAAAAACAGUUUUUUAAAACUGUUUUAUUUCAGGAAUUGAUAAAUAUUUUGGUGUCAAAUGAUGUAUUAACUGGUAUUUAUGUGAUAAUUGACACGUGUGUGUUAUUUCCAUUUUAAUCACAGUUUACCAUACAUUUUUGUUCCUAGUUAUGUGAGAGGUAAUUUGAUUUUAUGGCCUUUAUAUGAUGACAUAAUGUUUCCAUAUAAAUUAGUAUGCGAGUUAAUAGCAAAACUUAAUUUAUGGUACAGGGCCUUCAAUGCUCAAGUCCAAAUCUCACUUGCCUGGUUUGUUAAUUGAUAAUCAAGUAAGUCAUUGAAUUUGGUGUGUUAGAAACUAUUAAAUUAUAAAAAGAAAUCUUGUAAUAGAACUUGUGGGAUGGCAGUACUCAAUGUUAUACACCUAACUCACAAAUCAGUGCAAGGAAAUGCUUCUUUGCUGCCAUGUUAAGGUCACAAGGCAUGCAUGCUGAUGCACAAAGUCAUCUAACAUUUCAAAAAAAGACAUGUUUGUACUAAAUGAUUAAGGCUUUAGCUGUUCUUAUAAGUGUGUAAUGUUAAAAUUUUUUAAAAAUAUUUGAAUCUAAUUUACACACAUUGCUUCACAAUACAUAUUGCAUUUGUAUUGUUACGAGAGCUUACCAGAGUUUUAGGUUAUUAGUUAAAUAAAGCGAUAUUGCGUAGAAAUAAAUUUACUGAACUUAAUUUGUUGCAAAGAACUCUACAAGACAAUUAAGUAAAAAAAAAAUUGCAUUAUUAUUAUUAAUGGGUUUUAUUAAUGAAACUCUAAAUGUGGGUGAUAAACCUGUCAUAUCAUCAGAUAACAGAAUUUCUGUAUGUAAUACCAAUGUUCAGAGUCAGAAAAUGUUCAAUGCUGCGGUGGUCAGAAAUGCCCAGCUGGUGCCCUGGCCGGGUCAGGGAUUCAUCAGCCGUGGGAAACAUUCUUGCUGGGUUCAGGACUUCGCGUAGCGUCAUCCCUCUCCACCAUACUGCGGAACACAAUAGCAACCACCGCGGAACCACCUUGGUUAGUGCCUCGUCCUCGUAGUCUUGCUGGGGCCAGUCUGCAACUAUUUGUGCACCUACCACCUGCCAAUGCAGUCCCUCACUUGGAUCAGAGAUGUAUUGCUACAAUUUCAGGAAGGAACACACUUCAGUAAUACUGCCUUCGAAAUUAACUCUACGUUGAUGCCCACUGGAGUUGCAUGCACACGCACAAUCAUCAACGUUCCUUUAAUUAUUUUGCAGCUAAUCAUGCUCUAUUAAAUCACUCUUCUUCUUCUUCUUUUUUUAAAGCCAAUAAGAUAUUGAAAUACAAAACUUUAGUAAUCAUUGGCUGUUGAAAAAUCGAUUAUAUGCAUUGUAGGUGAUUAGGCAGUGAACUAAUCAUGGUAGUUUGAUGUUUUACCAUUUUACUGAAAGUGCAGUGUCAAAUUGAUGAUCAGUGAAAUGUUACUUUUAUACUUAUUUGAAUAAGAAUCGACAUAACGCUUUUUUAUGUUACUAAUCGCAGAACAUACGCAACAUUGCAUAUAAAAUUUGCAUUAGACAACAUCUGGAAGGUGCAAUUUGAACACUUUUUUUUCCCGUACUCCUUUUCUACAAAGCUGGAGGAUUUUGCAUUUCUCAUACUUAGGUUUGUGUUAAUAUUUUUAAUGUGUGAAUUGCACAGGAAACAUAUGUGUACAAAGGACUGUAAAAUUAUUACUGAUAUUUACCAUUUGCAAAGGCAUUUUGUCUAUUCUUAAUCCUGCGACGUGGUGCACGGAAUAUAAUUACAUCUCAAUGUACAUAUUUUUACUUUUUAAGGUUUAGUAAUUUUUUUUUACGUGGAAUACAUCAUACAUUGUUAAUAACUAUCAAUAUCCUUCCGUGCAUAGCUGGGAUUCUUCAGAAAUGACGUGUAUGAAUUGUGUUAUUACAUAUUAAUAGUGGCGUAUCCUUUUAAGCACAAUUUCAAAUUUUUAGACCAUCAAUCAUUGACAGUAAUGAUUAAUAUUUAUUUAUUAAUUUAAGUAUAUAAAUAUGUAAAUAUUUAAUAAGAUUCGGUUUUCUCAAAGUUGUAUUUGUGGUUUAUCUUUAAUUUUAUCUGAUUGUGGUAUUGUAAAAAUUUUUUUUUCUUGUGACUUUGUGUUACUACGAUUAAUUUCGUAUUGUUGUCAUGUUAAUAUUUGUGAUUUAAUUUUAUAUUGUGAUGUUAUUUUAUGAGGUCUAUGUAUUAUCCUCGUUACAUAGUAAAUUUAUGAUACACAAGUUGUUAUGGAGUUGAUGUCAAGUUUUAAAAUUAAAAGUGCAAAAUAAAAUUUUAAUUUGUAAGUUUCCAGUGUCACUCAUAAAAAUAGAUCAAAUCCUGUUCUUGAACUAGUCCUUUUUGUUCAUGUAUAUCUAAUGAAGUGAUUUUUUUUGUAUUGUAACAAGAGUGCAAAGCAUUGUAAUAAAAAUUAUUAUCCAACAAAAUUCAAAUAUGGUUUUAAGCAUUAGUUAAAUCUUACUGUACUUGUAUAUAGUUUUUAUUUUCAUCUAACAACCACAGAAGUGUCUACACUCGAUGGUAUUGGACACGUCACAUAUCAACUUGUUGCAACAUCAAACAUUAUAUAAUAAUCUGGAUAUUAUAAUUACCAUAUCCUAUCCGAUUAUAGAAAUUGCGCAGGACUGAAGGAUGUUUAUGAACACAAAUAAAAUGAUUUUUACAAGAACUCCAACAAAGCACCUCUUUCCACAAUUAAAAUUUACAAAAUGAGUGCAAAAGAGCUACAUCACCAAUGGAUCAGUACAACAUGCAUUGGCACCCACCCAGUGCACGUGUAUAUAAUAUUUACUUUAACAAAAAUGUGCAAUGCAGAACUAACUUAAGCAUAUUCAGUAGUAUCUACCCUCCUUUUUUGUUCUAUGUUCCAGAGACUAAUAUUUUAGAGAGGAUUAAUUCAAAAAGUACUUUUUAAUAGCAUGUUUAUAUUUGCAAAAAAAAAAGAAAGAAAGAAACCAAUACUGUGUUCUAAAGUAUUGUACUUACAAUGGUUUCCUAUUUCAGACUGAGUAGUGGUGUGUGCCUAUGCUUGUGUUGAUCUCAGUUUAGUAAAUUGUGAGGGUCAUGGCUUUACCGUAAAAAAAUAAUAAUAAAAUUCUGAAUGUGUUUAACCCUACAGACGUUCCUCUGUUUACGCUGAAAACAGCAUUUCAAAAUUCCUGCUGGUUUCUGAAAUUACGGUUUAUAGAUUACAUUAGGUAGCUUGUGCAGAGUAAUGUAUGUAGUAUUCAAAAAUAUAACUUGGAGAGAUAUAUACACAAGCUACCUAAUGUAAUCUAUAAACCGUAAUUUCAGAAACCAGCAGGAAUUUUGAAAUGCUGUUUUCAGCGUAAACAGAGGAACGUCUGUAGGGUUAAACACAUUCAGAAUUUUAUUAUUAUUUUUUGUAAAGCCACGGCCGUUUAAUUUACCCUCAAUUCAUUACAGUGAAGAUAUAACUAUGGACUUGAAUUUGUUUUGAUGUCUAUGGCAAAAGAAUAAAUGUCCUGUAGGAGAUAUUCAUUUGUACAAGGUUGAGUUUUUUUUUGUCUAACUAGAUAAUUGCCUGUCUCUUGUCAUCAUACAAAUGCUCUUUUUUGUAAAUUCAGUAUAGUUACUGUUUUCUUUAGCAUUUCCCCAAGCGUUGAUAUAAGCCAUAGCUUUGAAUAUAUAUACUGUAUAGAAGUCGCCAGCCCAGGUUAAAAUUUCUAAUACGGUUUUGAGGUAGUUGGUUAAUUCACCGCUGCAAUCGCCACCAUCUCUAGGGCAUCGACUUGUGGUGGUCCCUAGCGGACAAGUGUCGAACUCUUCAAACACCCCUUCCCCCUCCCGUUGAACGACGUUGAGCUGCAAUGAAUGAUGGAUGAGGGGUGCGGGGUAUGACAGCAGGCGACAGCGCUGCGCUCUAACGUGUAAAUAACAACUAAGACGAUACAGGGCGUUACGGCAGCGCACUGCAGCGGUGAAGUUCCCAAGCUGCUCAUCAUACGCUUCUGAAAAACGUAGAGUAAAUCCUAUCCACUCGCGACUUCUAUACAGUAUAUAUAUUCAAAGGCCAUAGUCAAGUAUUUGAAGAGUUAUGAUGCCACUUGACUUACCAAAAGCAUUUCAUAGAGGGAUCAGUGUUUGGACUUCUGUAAAUAAUUUAUUAUGUGGAGGGAUACUCUAACUUUUUAUUUAGUAUCUACAAACGUCAAUUAUUUAAAUAAAAUUAAAAAUUUUCUCACAUGUAGGUACUCUUCCUUCUUAAUUUUACAACAAUUUUGUAGCAAGUAACAUUCAUGAACAUAAGCCUUAAAUGUUUCAAAAACAUUUUUACAUAAGUAUGUAUAAUUAUUUUGUUUGAAGUAACAGAUAAUGCAAAUAAAUAAUUUUUUUUCCCCCAAAAUUUUACAUUUAAAAAAAAUAUAUAUUUGAGUGUCCCAGAAAAUAUUGCGCUUCACAUAUCCACGGUUCCUUGCAGCAUUGUUAACAAUUAACAUUUUACUACAGUAGGUAUAUAAACAAAUAACAGAGAAAGGGCGAACAUGUGCUGAUGUGAACAUAUGUAGCAAUAUGAAAUACAAAAUAUAAUGGAUAUUACAUAAUUAUUAAAAAUUCUUAAAAUAAACAUAAGUUAGUAUUUGUCUUACAGAAUUAGACCAAGAUCUCAUUAAGUAUCUGUUUUAAUUAUAUUUACAUAAAAUACAAUUUACUUAGAGAGUGCAUGUGCAUUCAAUGGCACCUUCUUAAGGGAGGUUUGUCCCAACCAUUGUAGAUAGAUUAUUUGCCAUAGCUCAUAUAGUUAAAUAUUCACGGAAAUUAUUGGCAUGACAAGGAAUAAAUAACAACUCUCCAAGCUUUCUUGUGUUAUUGCCCGGUGUUCAUUAACUGGCUGUAGCAUGCAACUUCAGGGAGAAAGUAACUGGUUAUUUCUGCAAGAAACCACAAAUGACUAAGUGUGGGCCAAACAUGCAAGAUAACACAGGGUGAGAGGCAAGCAGAACUAAAGGGUAAGAAGGGCGAGGGAGUACGUAUCAACGAAGUGAGAUUGCAUUUUUCUUCUAGGUGACCAUGUGCUACGUAGAUACAAGUACCAGUAUUAUUAGAAUGAUGGAUUAUAUUUUAGAACAGUUGAUAUGUAACCGGGCUGUCCCGAAUGGGUACUAUUUGUCUAUUAGGCUCCCAGCUCACAAGAUAUUUUGCCCGCACCAUAGUUUCCCUGGGCUAUGAAUGUUGACCUCGACAAAUGUUGAAAAAAAGAUCCUGUGCGUUAUCAAGCUAUAAAAUUCAAUUUAUUAAUUGGCAUUGCAAGCUGCACAGGUAAUAUCUUGUGGUUGAGGGAGGGGGGAAUGGAAAGUGCUGUUUUACCAUAUUCAAAAGUUAUGUUUUUUUUUUUUGUUUACAUUAGACAGUAUUGAGUUAAAUAUUACGACCAAAAAUUAUAUGAGAAAAUGUUUGGUCGCUAGCAUCAGGUUGGCUUAACUUUGGUUAGCAAAUGCUCCAUCUGGACUCUUCCUAUCUUUUUUACUAAUAUAAUAAUUUGUAAAUUCCAAAAGGGGAUGAAUCUGCUGCUACAGUACAAAAAGCAAACUUCAAUAUCCUGUUCAGUACCCUCCAGACAUUUCCUGCUGCAUAUUCACUAAAUUAUUUAAGCUGUAAAGUGCAAUAAAAACUGCCAACAUUUUCUAGUUUAUAAGUCUUUGAAAGAACUAAUCACACAAUUAACUGAACAAGGGUUUUAUCUUGGACAGGAAAAUUACCUUUUUUUUUUAGAUACUUGUAAAUAUUUAGUUACUACUUGUAGAAAAAAAAUAAUUUUUUUUUAGUUCAUUUUGUUAAUCCUUGUAGAAUCUCAUCAGCAUUUAUAGACUAGUUGUGGCAGUUAUAAUCUCAAAGCCUCAAUAACUGUGAGCUAAUUUAUCCUUUAAUCAUCCAAUAAUUUACUCCUUGAGAACAAAUUCACUCAAGUCAUCAACACCUGUUAACCAUUCUUCACUGCUCCAGUGAGUGAAGUUGAAGAAUUGUCUACAUUUAUCAGGGGUGUAUGCACGGGGAGAAGAAAAAGGGUUGGGGGGGGGGGGGAUAAAUACCCCACCUAUUUAAUUCCUAAGAAAUCCUUAAAAAAAGCUAUCAUUGCCACCAACAAAAGGAAAUAAUUUGAAUGAAAAACAACAGGCAAAUAGGUUUUUAUCCCCCCCCCCUUGAAAUGAAAUUCUGCCCACACUCCUGUUUCUUAAUUCUUAGUACCCAAUGCUGUGUUUUAAUUGAUUGUCUCUCAUAAGCAGUUGAAGUACAAAACCACUUAAAAAUUAUUAAUAGUUUCAAUUAAUUUAAAUAAAAAUAAUAAAAGCAAAUAAAAUCAUUAUAAAACAAAUACUGUACUUCAAGAAUAAAAAUAUUACCUAUUUUGAGUUUAUUUGCUCUGUAAUAUUGAAACAUAUUGAGCUACAGUAGUGACAACAUGCUCAAACAUUCACAAUUUCCAUUGAAAAUAACUCAUUAACCAUCCCUUUGUAACCGAGUCUUAAAAAUAUGGGUUUUACCCAAAGUUCCACAAUUAGCAUUCAACAACUCUACGAACUAGUCCUAUUACCCCUUACGCUAUUUAGACCAAGUUUUUAUGUGGCAUCCCAUAUCAAAUCAACCAAUAAAAUAAUUUUUUUAAAUUUUGAAGUUUUCAAAAUGUAUCAUAUUUGGUGAUU